AUGUGUGGCAACAUUAUCUAUUCGUUGAUUAAGAAGACUGCCAUUGGGGCUGAUUUAUUGAAAUGCUGCGCAGAGUUGCAAGGAAACCACGCUCGCCUAGAUUUAAGGGCAGUUGCGAACGGGGAUUCGAUCAGGAGACGAUCACUUCGACUACUCCUUCAUGAGGGGUGCAGGUAA
Messenger RNA from Haemonchus placei, 177 nucleotides. NCBI's taxonomy places the organism in Eukaryota, Metazoa, Nematoda, Chromadorea, Rhabditida, Trichostrongylidae. The record is from the annotation of a GenBank genome assembly.